CGCCGCCUCCGCCGGCCCUCGCCUCCCCGGGACGGAGCGGGGCUACCGCAGCCCUGGUCCCCCGGCUCGGACCCGCGGGGCCCUUUUCCAGGGCAGGCCCUGUCCCCGGCUUGCGCUGAGCGGACGCCCGAGACCGCUGGGCGACUCCCCGCGCGCGCUCCCGCUCCCGCUCCCCCGACCCGCCAUUUGCACGCACCCGCCCCACUUACCCAGGAGUUAAUUCGGCCUCAGCUCGGCUCCCCCCCACGUCACACCCCGCUCAGCCUGUGAACCAGGCACCACACAGCGGGGGCUCCCCUCGGUCUCUCCAGCUCUCUGAGGUGGUGCGCAAGAAGCACGUGGUGUCCUGCUUCCGAGAUGCCCUUGUGAGGCAUGCCUCCUUGGUCACACAGCUGUUGGUUCAGGACCAGAGAGUCUGCAUCCAUUUCAUAAGCAUGCUUUUUGGACUGUUAUGCAGCGUGGAAGAUGGGAGUGUAACAGACCUCUGUAUUGAAGUCCUUGUCCAGCUUACCAUGCAGCUGAAGCUGGAACAGAUCAUCCACUGCCUGCUGGACGAGUGCCAGAAACAGCUGUGUAACAUGCCCUCCAUGCAAGGCAGCCUGGCCAUCCUGACCCUUCUUGGCAAGUUGGUGGAUGCCAUCCCUGUCCUGGCUGACGAACUUGUAAAGGAGCAUGGUAACUUGAUAGAACAUCUGAUGAGGGGCUUGGUGUACUCCAAUGAAGGGGUGCAAGCUUCUGUCUGUUACCUCUAUGGGAAGCUCUAUUCCUCACCAGUGGCAGCUGAGUUGCUUUCGGGCCAUUUCCGGGAGAAGCUAUGCCCUCUCCUCCUUUCCACCCUGGACAGUGCCCAGACAAAGGAGCUACAGAUCAACUGCUUAGGUUUGCUGAGGCACCUGCUGAAGUAUGAUCUCUUUGUGUCCAUGAUCAUGAACAAGUUCAUGCUGGCAGGAAAUGCUGAGAGUGUCAAGGGAUCAUCAGGAGAGCUCUCACUGCCUUUGGUGCUCAAAAAGUUUCUUCUUUCUAGAGAUGAGUCCUUGCAGGUGGCCAGUACUCACUGUAUAACUUCAGUGUUGGUCCAUUCCCCAGUGAAGCAUGCCUCGGCCUUCAUCCAUGCUGACAUCCCAGAGUUCAUCUUUGAGCAUCUUUCCUCUUCCAGUGAAGUGCUCGUCUGGUCUAGCUACAACUGCCUGAUACUCCUAGUGGAAGAGCCGCUGUUCUUUUCCAAGUGCCACACAGUGUAUGGGAUCGAGGCAGUGGUGAGGAGCCUUCAGGGAAGCCUGAAGAUGACCAGCACAGAGCUGCACAAGCAGGGCCUGCUGCUCUUUGCUGAGAUCCUGACCAGGCAGCCAGAGGAGAUCCGGUUAUUCACAAGCUCAGCCAUGUGUGGAGAUGCUGCCCGUGCCCUCCAGGAGGCAGUAAGCAGCCCUGUGCUAGAGGUGGCCGCUGAGGCAGUGAAGGCUACUUCCGCUUUUCUGAGGAAGGACCAUCAGAGUGCUCCACCUGUGCAGUACACAGCACUGCGGGCCUUGUUGGAAGCCAUGCUGAGCCGGUGUACAGAGCUUUCCCAGACUCCGCUGAACAUGAGGGCUCUGGGCCAUCCCUACAGUAAAGAGUCAGAGAAGGCGAUCCUUCGAAUGGGAAAGUUCCUGCUGAGCACUCUGGAAGGGUUUAGAAAUGCCUGCAGGUUGGCUGUGGAAUUCCAGGGUGAGCCUUUGGCCCAGGAGAAUCCCUUCACAGCUCCCAGCGCCGAGAAGGAAGACACAUUAGAGGCCUUCUCAGAAUUUCUUCUUAGUGCCUGUGACUCCCUGUGUAUCCCCAUGGUGAUGAGGUACUUGGAGCAGGCCACCCACCCAGGCUUGAUGGAAAUUUUCCUCUCUAUUCUGCAUAGCCUCUUUGUCAUUGUUCCCCACAUGAAGGAGAAGUUCUCCAAGAAGCUCGCUGCUUCAUCCUUCAUACGACUAACGCUGGAGCUCAAGGCCAGAUUCUGCAGUGGCCCAAGUCACUCAGCCCUAAACCAGGCAUGUUCCAGUUUCCUCUACUACAUGUGCCUCAAUCUCCUCUCAGCUCCAGAGAAGACAGGACUGCCUUCCUCAGAAGAACUCUCUGCAGUAUCUGAGCUCCUGCAGCAGGGACUGCCCCAGAUAAGCAGCAGGGGACCCGAAAGCCUUGCCUUCCUGUCUGAUUGCCAGUAUGUGGAGGGAGCUGCUCGCCAGAGACAGUACUGCAUCCUGCUCCUCUUCUACCUGGCCUACAUUCAUGAGGACAGGUUUGUCUUGGAGUCAGAGUUAUUUGUGGCUGUGCAACGCUUCCUCCUGUCUCUUCAGGACCAGGGUGAGCGCCCCCCACCAAUGGUCUUUAGAGCCUCCAUCUAUCUGCUUGCAAUCUGCCAGGACAAGGACAGUGCACUGGAUGAGGCUGUGGUCAGUGCAAUCAGAAAAUUCCUAGAGGGCAUCUCAGACCUGCACCUGGUCUACACCCACCAUCCUCUCCUGCUCAGGUUCUUCCUGUUGUAUCCAGAACUGAUGAGUAGGUUUGGGCAUCGUGUCCUGGAACUUUGGUUCUCCUGGGAACACAGCAGCUAUGAAGAACUGGAUGAAGUCCUUUCUGCUAGACAGUUGAACCUUCCUACCAGCUUAGCAGCCUUGUUCCAGAUUCUCAGAAGCAGCCCUAGCGUCCUGCUUAUUUUGCUGGAUCUCGUCUAUUCCAGUCCAGUGGAUGUAGCCCACAAGGUACUGGUCAUCCUGAGGACCUUCUUGAGGAGAAAUGAGGAUAUCCAAGUGGGUGGUCUCAUCCGAGGCCACUUCCUGCUCAUCCUGCAGCACCUGCUGGUAGAGCAUGGGACCUCCCUGUCAGGAGCCUCAGGGAACCUGGCACUGCUCCUGAGCCUCCUCUCCUUGGUGCAGCUGAGGAACAAGUCUGAGCAAGAACUGGACAGCAUGGCCAUGAAGCUCCUUCACCAAGUAAGCAAGCUGUGUGGGAAAUGCAGUCCUGUGGAUGUGGACAUCCUGCAGCCCUCCUUCAACUUCCUGUACUGGAGCCUUCAUCAGACUACACCCAACAGUCAGAAAAGAGCUGCUGCAGUGCUCAUAAGCAACACAACCCUGAUAGAGCUUCUGGAGAAGACACUGGUGCUCACCUGGGCAGACACAGGCUCUCCUGCCUGGACAGAGGGAGGCUCUCCCAGGAGUGCAUUGCUCUGCUCUGCCUGGCUGCUCACCGCCUCCCUGUCUUCCCAGCAGCAUGAAGGUGGCUUACAGGUUCACCAGACUCUGUCCGUGGAACUGGACCAAGUAGUGAAGACCCUCAGCUUUCCGAAGAAAAGGGCUGCACUGCUGUCAGCUGCCAUCUUAUGCUUCCUGCGGACAGCCCUUCAACAAAGCUUCUCCUCUGUCUUAGUGGCCCUGGUCCCCUCAGGGACUAGUUCCACUAUCCUAGCUCCACUGGGAACAUCACAAGUGCUGCACCUGGUUGUUGGGCUGCAGAACCUCUUGGUGCAGAAGGACCCUUUAUUGUCCCAGGCCUGCGUAGGCUGCCUGGAGGCCUUGCUUGAUUUUCUGCAUGCUCGGAGCCCAGACAUCGCACUCCACGUGGCCUCGCAGCCCUGGCAUCGGUUUUUGCUGUCUACUCUCCUGGAUGCUGGAGACAGUGCCUUCCUCAGACCUGAGAUACUGAGGCUUAUGACCCUGUUUGUGCAGUAUAGGAGCAGCAGCAUCCUCUCCCGUGAAGAAGUUGGUCACCUUCUACAAGACUUGGCUUUGGCUGACCUGUCCACCCUCUCAUCUACCACACUCCAGGCCUUGCGCAGCUUCUUCCUGCAGGUCCGGAACAUGGGCCUCCUGGCUGAUCACAGUACAAUCCAGACCCUGCAGGCCUCCUUGGAAGGCCUUUCCAGCACCUCCUCAGCUGAGCCACCCCUGCAGGACAUGCUGUAUCCUUUCUUGCAUGUAGGAACUUUGGCCUGGGUAAGGUCAACCAGGCCAGGGAGGCUGAAAGAUCAUCCAAGUGGGAGGGGCUGCGGACAGGCAAGUCCUUUAGAAAGCCUGGAGCUAUAGCAGUAGUCAGAGGCCCCUGGCAGUUCUGGGGUGCUCCAGAGACACCGCUGAGUGUGGGUGGGUGCUUCCCACCCAUACCAACUGCCUCCCGGGCUCUCUUUUCUCCUUCCAUGGAACAGUUCCUUGUUCCAGAGCAGCUGCCUCACCAGGUGUUCAGGUCGCAAGUUUAGAAACCCUGCCACUAUUUUUAGGAGUGUCUCUACUCUUGUCUGAGGUUCUUGCUUUUGAGGGGCUCAGAAGUGUGAUUCCAUCAUGGUUUGCUCCUCUUUCCUGUUUUCCUCUCAUGUCUCAUUACCAGCUGCCUGGGAGGGGUGGCUGUAUCUCUGUCCCACAUCAGAGACUGAGCCUCAGGACUUGAAGGCCUAGAAACCAAGAGAUAUGAGACCUGGAGACAAAGGGCAUAGUUGCUGGGAAAAGGAUGACAAUCACAGCCAUUCCUCUGGAGCCGUUUAUUCCAAAGUACAAAUGGAAUCGCAAACUGAAAUGA
Chinchilla lanigera (long-tailed chinchilla) is the source of this 4539-nucleotide messenger RNA. RefSeq names its product meiotic double-stranded break formation protein 1 (gene Mei1). Gene Ontology annotation, biological process: meiosis I. The transcript is spliced from 30 exons. The record is from RefSeq and is a predicted model, not a curated record. The coding region runs from base 435 to 4052 and encodes 1205 amino acids. NCBI's taxonomy places the organism in Eukaryota, Metazoa, Chordata, Mammalia, Rodentia, Chinchillidae.